Messenger RNA from Heteronotia binoei (common prickly gecko), 2515 nucleotides. It is a transcript of the gene SLC9A4, whose product is annotated as solute carrier family 9 member A4. Gene Ontology annotation, molecular function: sodium:proton antiporter activity. The record is from RefSeq and is a predicted model, not a curated record. NCBI's taxonomy places the organism in Eukaryota, Metazoa, Chordata, Lepidosauria, Squamata, Gekkonidae. The transcript has 12 exons. Gene Ontology annotation, biological process: proton transmembrane transport; regulation of pH; sodium ion transport. Gene Ontology annotation, cellular component: membrane. Bases 244 to 2367 code for a protein of 707 amino acids.
CUGUUCCCCUCAACCAAGGAGGGUUCUUUUGCUGCAGCGUCUUCAGAUCUGCUGCGUGGUAAUUCUACUGCUUCUUAUGGGCCUGACGUGUUGGAUGGCACUGAAUCAGGACGAGAUGAGAAAUUUCAUAUCUUCACAGUUGACUAUGAAUAUGUGCAAAUCCCUUAUGAAGUCACCCUUUGGAUACUGCUGGCUUCCCUUGCCAAAAUAGGUUUUCAUCUGUACCAUCGACUGCCCCACCUCAUGCCAGAGAGCUGCAUCCUUAUUGUGAUAGGAGUCUUGGUUGGUGGGAUUAUUUUUGGCACUCAACACAGGUCCCCACCAGUCAUGAAUACAAACAUUUACUUCCUUUACCUGCUUCCACCUAUUAUCCUAGAGGGAGGGUAUUUUAUGCCUACCCGUCCUUUUUUUGAAAAUUUUGGAUCCAUUCUUUGGUGGUCUGCUCUGGGCUCCCUCAUAAAUGCCUUCGGGAUUGGAUUCUCAAUUUAUGCAAUUUGCCAGAUUGCAGCUUUUGGCCUCCAAGAUGUGAAUUUACUUGACAGCCUGCUGUUUGGCAGCAUGAUCUCGGCUGUGGACCCUGCGUCAGUCUUGGCUGUUUUUGAGGAGAUGUCUGUUAACGAACAGCUUUAUAUGAUGAUUUUUGGGGAAUCUUUGUUAAAUGACGGAAUAACUGUGGUCUUAUACAACAUCUUCAUUAGCUUUACUCAGAUGCACCAAUAUGAAGACAUUGAGCCAGUCGACAUCUUGGCUGGAUUUGCUCGUUUCUUUGUGGUGGGUCUGGGCGGGCUGCUGUCCGGCGUCAUCUUUGGGCUUGCAGCUGCAUUUGUCACCCGAUUCACACAGAACAUUUCUGCAAUUGAACCGCUCCUUGUCUUCAUGUUCAGCUAUUUGUCAUACCUAGCCGCAGAAACUAUUUACGUUUCGGGUAUCUUGGCGAUUACUGCAUGUGCAGUAACUAUGAAGAAAUACGUAGAGGAGAAUGUUUCCCAGAAUUCCUACACAACAAUAAAGUACUUCAUGAAGAUGCUGAGCAGCAUUAGUGAGACGCUAAUAUUUGUGUUUAUGGGUGUGUCCACAGUUGGACGGAACCAUGAAUGGAACUGGGCCUUUGUUUGCUUCACGUUGGUCUUCUGCAUGCUUUGGAGGGCACUGAGUGUGCUUUUUCUGUUUAGCAUCGCCAACAAAUUCCGGACUUACCGAUUCACUCUUAAAGACCAGCUUGUUAUCAUCUACAGUGGUGUACGAGGAGCUGGCAGUUUUUCACUUGCAUUUUUGCUUCCUGCAGUUUUCUUCCCUAGAAAGAAAAUGUUUAUUACUUCUACUAUUGUAGUGAUAUAUUUUACAGUCUUCAUCCAGGGAAUUACCAUCGGGCCACUUGUAAAGUACCUUGGUGUAAAGAAGACCAAUAAGAAAGAGUCCAUCAAUGAGGAAAUUCAUGUGCGAUUGAUGGAUCAUUUUACUGCUGGAAUUGAAGAUAUAUGUGGACAUUGGAGCCAUUAUCAACUGAGAGACAAGUUUAAGAAGUUUGAUAACAGAUUUCUAAAGAAGAUCUUAAUACGUCAACACCAACCUAAAUCUAGCCUUGUUUCCCUAUAUAAGAAAAUGGAAUUAAAACAAGUCAUUGAGAUGGUAGAGAGUGGAGUGAUGAAGCCAACUCUUUCCAAAGCACCUGCUCAGGUUUAUAGAAAUCAAAGGACGCAAAGACCUGAAGAGGUGGAGUCCCUGCAGAAUAUGCUGGCACGUAAUCUGUAUCAAGUGAGGCAAAGGACACUGUCAUACAACAGACACCGUCUUGCCAAUGACACAAAUCAGGAACAAGCAAAAGAAAUCUUCAUCCGACGCCAGCACAGUCAGAGACAGCCUAUGAAGAAAGGAAAUAGCCUACCUUGGGGAGGACAGGCUGCUGUACGAAACAUGCGCUAUUUGUCUCUCCCCUAUGGCAAUGCUCAGCAAGCUAGAAGAGAAGCCAGGAAUUAUGACUUAUCAGGUGAUGACGACAGUGACUCGGAGUCUGUGUUCAUUACAUUAAGUUCACCAACUCGGUCAGGGUCAUCUCCAAAAAAGUGGCAACGUCAGGAAAUGCUUCCACUGCAACACCUACACUCAAGAGCUGGACCGGUUGGAUUUGCAGGUCACAGGCGAAGAGCAAAUCAGUCGAGGGAUAUGUAUUUGGUAAAAAAACCACUGUUACCCCCAAAGCCUCAACUGAAUGUAGUGCUUGAAAAUGAUAUUCAGGAAAAUGAGUCUGAAGAUGUGAUGGACAAAGCAGCCCUGCCUUCAACAUCCUCUGUCCGAUGGGCAGCAGACACCAGAAAUGGAAGACACUUUGAUGCAUCAAAAAGACAUUUCACUGGAAGAAAAGAGUGAUUAUUUCUCCCCUCCUGCCAUAGAACAGAUGGCAAUUUUCAUUCUCUGGACUGCGUUCUAAAAGAAACUGUUGAAGGCUUUCUGAUUCCAGUUUAGCCAAUGAGAAAUGUUUACACAGUUUGAUAUUAUGGGAUAAAUAAAAUGCUGG